GGGGGCGGGGCGGUUGCGCGGCGGCGGCCGGGGAGGGUCAGUUGGAGGCAGGCGCUCGCUGAGGCAAGAGGAGGGCUCUCGGCCCGCGGCCUGACAGGGACUUAGCCCGCAGAGACCGGCCCGCGCGCGCGACCCCACACCCACCCAAUCGUCCACCUACCCCCUCCCCGCGCCGCCUCCUCCCACCCUGAGCAGAGCCACCGAGGAUGAUACACACCCAGGACAGUAGUAUUUUGCCUUUGAGUAACUGUCCCCAGCUCCAGUGCUGCAGGCACAUUGUUCCAGGGCCUCUGUGGUGCUCCUGAUGCCCCUCACCCACUGUCGAAGAUCCCCGGUGGGCGAGGGGGCGGCAGGGAUCCUUCUCUCUCAGCUCUAAUAUAUAAGGACGAGAAGCUCACUGUAACCCAGGACCUCCCUGUGAACGAUGGGAAACCUCACAUCGUCCAUUUCCAGUAUGAGGUCACCGAGGUGAAGGUCUCUUCCUGGGAUGCAGUCCUGUCCAGCCAGAGCCUGUUUAUAGAAAUCCCAGAUGGAUUAUUAGCUGAUGGGAGCAAAGAAGGAUUGUUAGCACUGCUAGAGUUUGCUGAGGAGAAGAUGAAAGUGAACUACGUCUUCAUCUGCUUCAGGAAGGGCCGGGAAGACAGAGCUCCACUCCUGAAGACAUUCAGCUUCUUGGGCUUUGAGAUUGUACGUCCAGGUCAUCCCUGUGUCCCCUCUCGGCCAGAUGUGAUGUUCAUGGUUUACCCCCUGGACCAGAACUUGUCUGAUGAGGACUAAUGGUCAUAGAGGAUGCUUUGCCCAAGAGCCACAGUGGGGGAAGAGGGGAAGUUAGGCAGCCCUGGGACAGAUGAGAGUGUUUCUGGCUGUCUAGGGAAGGACAUUGAGGGGCUCAGGUUGAGGGUUGCCCAUUGUGUUCUUGGAGUUGACUCGUUGAAAUUGUUUUCCAUAAAGAACAGUAUAAGCAUAUUAUUCACAUGUAAUCACCAAUAGUAAAUGAAGAUGUUUAUGAACUGGCAUUAGAAGCUUUUUAAACUGCGCUGUGAUGUGCUCCAUCUAGCCUGGGGAGGAAAUUGCCUGGAGGGGUAGAGACUGCCUGGUCUGGGGGCAGGGGCUGGUGGGCAGCACUGUCAGGCUUGGGUUUCCUUGCAGUUGGGCUUUCUUUUUUUGGUUUUUAAGACUUAGGUAUUUUCUUUCUUUGCUUCCUGUCACCCAGGGGCUCCUGAGUAUAGGCUUUUUAGCUUCUGGGCAAUGUCCUUGGGUUGUUUUUGACACUCCACCUUGGGCUUCUUGGCAUUUUGUGUCUGGCCUGGUGUAAGCAGGUCUGACCUCGCUUUCUUUACAGCUUAGUGUUAUUCUGGCAUUUGGUUAAGCUGGCUUAAUCUGUUUAAUGUUACCAGUGCAUUUUAAAUAGGGGCAUUGAAAUUCACCCCCCACCACCAGGGCUUUUUUGGGGGUGCCUGGGCCUUAAGAAACUAGCCAAACUACAUCUCAAGUUACCACCAGAGUUCUUGCCUCUGUGGCCCAGGCCCCAAGAUCUCUUUCCUAGCAAGAGCAGAGAGGAAGCCUAGCAAACUCAGGGCUUGGGAUUUGUGGGGGAAUCUGUUCUUAGGGACUGGAUGCCUCUGGCUGGCCAAGCACAGUACUGACUGCCUCCCUAACAGGUUCCGAGUAGUGUCUGCUCUACAGGGCCUAGGAGUAGGCUGGACAGUAGAUGUGGCCUGCUCUUUACUGCUUUCACCAAACAGCUUGUUCUAAAGGGAAAAGAAGGGAGAGAGAUCUACAUUGGGUGUGGGGGUGUCAGGGAGGCAAGUGUGUUGUGUUACUGUGUCAAUAAACUGAUUUAAAGUUGUG
Molecule: messenger RNA, 1851 nt
Organism: Cricetulus griseus (Chinese hamster)
Lineage: Eukaryota; Metazoa; Chordata; Mammalia; Rodentia; Cricetidae
Gene: Oaz2
Product: ornithine decarboxylase antizyme 2
Biological process (GO): positive regulation of protein catabolic process
Cellular component (GO): nucleus; cytoplasm
Molecular function (GO): ornithine decarboxylase inhibitor activity
Source: RefSeq, marked reviewed